This is a messenger RNA of Heterobilharzia americana, 1041 nucleotides long. The record is from the annotation of a GenBank genome assembly. NCBI's taxonomy places the organism in Eukaryota, Metazoa, Platyhelminthes, Trematoda, Strigeidida, Schistosomatidae.
AUGGCUAGUGGUUCGCGAGAAUUGCUUAGGCUGUUCGCCGCUACUAUACAAAAUGCAAGCACUCUAGCCGGUGAAAUGCGGUUCAUUGACCUGAACUCCGCUUUCAAAAUGACGUGCGAGUUACAGCAGCGUGUUGUUGAUCUUAUUUACGCACAUAAGAAGCAUCUUAUAGCCUUAGAAGCUAUCGCAAGGAUCAAGCAAGAAGACCCAGGCCCAACUACAGGUGAAGAGGUGAGCGUUCAACACGAAAAUGCUGAUACUGAAAAUUCUGAACGUGGAGAUUGUGAAAAUAUUGCUCCAGAUGAGAAUAACGAGGCAAAAAGUGGCAAUAGUCAUGUUGGUGCAUUAUCAUGUAACACAAAGAAUACAAACGAAGAAGUGAGGAAUACAGAGCCUCCUAACAGUCAAGUGAAUAAUAUAUUCGACGUCUUUGUAGCAAAUCCCUCCAAACAAGCAUGUACAUCAUCAACUGAAAAACACAGGUUGGUCUCUAUAGAAUCACUAUAUGAAGAUAUUUUCCCUGAUGGCGUUGAAAGUAGUCCGACUAAUGACAGUUCUCACUGUAGAGCUUGUCAAUUAAGAAACCAAGUGCAAAGUGGUGUGACAAUCACUAUGGUGUGCGCAGCCUGUCCGGGUUUCCCUCGUAUUUGUUCAGCACAAUGCUUUCGGUGGUGGCAUAGUGUCUAUUCACCGAAAGUUGUUAGUGAUUCACGAACAGCCGAAUCAAUUCAUGCAACAGAAGAAGAAUCGACUGAUCAAAAUAACUCGAAGUUCCAGUUAUCUAGUCAAUGCGGAGAAAAAAUAUCAGUCCAAUCACUGUCUGCAGCAUCUGAGCGUCAAGCAAACAAACGAAAAACACGACGUAAAUAUCACAGAUUUAAUCCUGUGGUCCCGCAUCCUCAUCAAGAAGCUUCCGUUUGGCCUAAACAAUUAAAAAAUAUUAUUCCGACUACUGUAAGACGUAAACGCGGUCGUCCACGAAAAACGCCGGUCUAUAUUAAUUUCAAAGAUCCUGAAUGGACACCCUAUCGGAAAUACUGA